GUGCAAACUUUUCUGGGCAACGUGCAGAGGAAUUUUGAAUGGAAAUCAAAACGCACCUUCAUUCAAAAUACCUAGUUUAUGCAAUCUUCUUUAAAUUUUGAAUAAUUGAUCGUUCUAAAAACAAGAGGCUUCUUUGAAAUGCCCGUCCAAACAUUACAAUCACUCAUUGUAUUAAUUUUAAACGUUUUAUUAGGAUCAGAGUCGAUAUACUUGAUUUCCCUUGUUUUUCAUUGUAGGGAGUCGGUAGGUAUUCAAACUCAAAAUAGUCAAUAGUCUGCACACACGUGAGGGAGCUCCUAUUUAAACAUGUCGAAUGUAGAAAGAAGAAAAGCAAUUGCAAUUGCAAACGGAGGAGCAAUAGAAUCUGUCAUCUCACGCUUCUUUCCUUUCUGUAAAAUUUCUGUACUAGAAGAAAAUGGAUUCCCAUCCAAAGAAUGUUGGGAUUUUAGCCAUGGAGGUCUACUUUCCCACUACAUGUGUUCAACAGGAUGCCCUGGAAACUUUUGAUGGAGUAAGUAAAGGAAAAUAUACAAUUGGCCUUGGACAAGACUGCAUGACUUUCUGCACAGAUUUGGAAGAUGUGAUUUCUAUGAGCUUGACAGUUUUAACAUCUCUUUUGGAAAAAUAUGCUAUUGAUCCUAAACAAAUUGGUCGCCUAGAAGUCGGCAGUGAAACUGUUAUCGACAAAAGCAAGUCAAUAAAGACUUGGUUGAUGUCAAUUUUUGAGAAAUGUGGCAAUACUGAAAUUGAAGGUGUGGACUCAACUAACGCAUGCUAUGGUGGAACUGCUGCUCUAUUGAACUGUGUUAACUGGGUUGAAAGUAGUUCUUGGGAUGGGCGAUAUGGUCUUGUUGUAGCUACAGAUAGCGCAGUCUAUGCUGAGGGAUCGGCUCGGCCUACAGGAGGAGCAGCUGCUAUUGCUAUGUUGAUAGGACCCAAUGCUCCAAUUGCAUUUGAAAGCAAAUAUAGGGGAACCCACAUGGGUCAUGCUUAUGACUUCUAUAAGCCCAAUCUUGCUAGCGAGUAUCCGGUUGUAGAUGGAAAGCUUUCACAAAAUUGCUAUCUAAUGGCACUUGACUCCUGCUACAAACGACUUUGUAACAAGUUUGAAAAGGAAGAAAAAAGGCAGUUUUCUCUUUUAGAUGCAGAUUAUGUUGCAUUUCACUCUCCAUACAAUAAGCUUGUGCAAAAGAGCUUUGCUCGACUAGUGUUCAAUGAUUUUUCCAGAAAUGCCAGUUCUGUUGGGAGGGAUGUACAAGAGAAACUAGAACCCUAUGCUAGCUUGUCUGAAGAAGAGAGCUACAAUAGCCGUGAACUUGAAAAGGUUUCUCAACAGGUUGCAAAGCCACUGUAUGAUGCAAAAGUCCAACUAUCAACCUUCUUACCAAAGCUGGUGGGCAACAUGUAUACGGCAUCUCUUUAUGCAGCAUUUGCCUCCAUUAUACAUAACAAGCAUAAGUCACUGGAAGGUCAAAGGGUGUUAAUGUUCUCUUAUGGAAGUGGUCUCGCUUCAACAAUGUUCUCUCUUAAAAUUCGGGAAGGUCAGCACCCUUUUACUGUUGCAAACAUUGCAAAAGUUAUGGAUCUCCAAAGCAAGCUUGAUUCCCGACAUGAGUUUUCCCCCGAAGAUUUUGUGGACAACCUGAAGCUGAUGGAGACUCGAUAUGGAGCGAAGGACUUCGUUUCUUAUUCUCAACAUAAAUUUUUAAGGCCUCGCACCUUUUAUUUGACCAAAGUGGAUUCGAUGUACCGCCGAUUCUAUGCUCAAUACACCGACGACAAGGAAAAGAUUGCGAAUGGGAAUGGGAAUGGUACUGCUACAUUGUAAUGCAUUUAAGGCUGAGCUAGUCCUAGUCUUUUUCGGCUGGAAAGCAUUGUUCCCUCUCUCUGUUAUUUAUUUGAAAAAUAAACGUGGCAAUGCUGUAAAAUUAUUCACCGUCUUGCUUUUAAAUUUUAAGAAUGGAAGGAGGCUGGAGCAUUAAGAGAAAAUGCUAUAGCAAGCUUGGCCAUUGCCAAAUUAUAGCAGUGAGCUGUCCAUUAUAGGUUUCUAUGGACCGCUUAUUUGUGAGCUGUUCAUUCUAGGUUUCUAUGGACCACUCAUUUCAUCUAGUACCGAGUAUCUAGUAUCUAUCUAUUGUAGCUGUUAUUCUUUGUAAUUCAAUAUAAAAAAAAGUUUGUAGUUAA
Cryptomeria japonica (Japanese cedar) is the source of this 2184-nucleotide messenger RNA. Its product is annotated as hydroxymethylglutaryl-CoA synthase. Gene Ontology annotation, biological process: acetyl-CoA metabolic process. The transcript is spliced from 12 exons. Gene Ontology annotation, molecular function: hydroxymethylglutaryl-CoA synthase activity. Lineage: Eukaryota; Viridiplantae; Streptophyta; Pinopsida; Cupressales; Cupressaceae. The record is from RefSeq and is a predicted model, not a curated record. Bases 416 to 1828 code for a protein of 470 amino acids.